AUGGUGAACUCCAAGAAGAUUAUUGAGAUGGCUAAGAAAUGGCAAAAGGUGGCUUCAUUGGGCAAAAGUGCCUCCUCAUCGCAGACCGGUGCUCAACUACAUUCUGAUGCUUGCAGUACAUCGGUAGCAGAGAAAGGUCACUUCAUUGUAUAUACCUCGGAUUCGAAAAGGUUCAUGGUUCCUUUGAGAUUUCUGGGGAGUGUUAUCUUUGUAGAACUCUUGAAGAUGUCUGAAGAUGAGCUUGGACUACCAAGUGAUGGUCCUAUUCUAUUGCCUUGUGACUCAGUGUUCAUGGAUGAUGAUGGAUCUCUAUGUGUUUCGUUCUUGCAUGAAAAAUUGGAUUCUCUGCCAAACGAAUUGCCGAAUGAUUGUUACAGUACAACGGAACUGUAUAAUCUACUGGUUGAUGUAGAUUGUUCAUUAGUUGUAUCAACCAUGUACUCUAUUGAGCUACCAUUGCUGUUGCUCGAUACUCAGCUUCAGUGA
Asparagus officinalis (garden asparagus) is the source of this 486-nucleotide messenger RNA. Its product is annotated as auxin-responsive protein SAUR68-like. The coding region runs from base 1 to 486 and encodes 161 amino acids. The record is from RefSeq and is a predicted model, not a curated record. The transcript is spliced from 2 exons. NCBI's taxonomy places the organism in Eukaryota, Viridiplantae, Streptophyta, Magnoliopsida, Asparagales, Asparagaceae. Gene Ontology annotation, biological process: response to auxin.